GCAGGUAGGUGAUUCAUCGACUGUGGUUUAAAUUCCACAAUACGCGUUGUUUCUGGAGUAGUUUAAACGUCUUACGGAAGUAUUACUUCUGCGUACAUGGGUAAGCGUUAAGUAGCUUCGUAUUUGCGCAACUGCGCAAUCUUUAGUACUUCCCAACACAGCAGCUGAUAAAAAAUAUCGCAAUGUCUCUGUGCAGCAGCCACAUCCACACGCUAACUCAAAGUAGCCUAGCAAACCCCAUGAAGACACUUCGACCUGGCUUACAUGUCUGAUUGGGAAAUUCGCAGGAAGAAUGACGAUCCUAUAACGGACUUGAUUCAUUAGGACCGUAUCCCGCGUUGCAUAUUCGAUCUAACUGUAGAGAAUGAGUGCUCCCACCUUAGAAAACAGCUACAGUAGUGUGGGUGUCAGCUGUAUUUUCAAGUGUUUUUGUUGACUGCCUUGGCGGGGGCGGCUGCUGUUGCAGCUAUUGGUACUGCUUUUGGGACCAGUGACUGUUAUCUUUCGACAGUCAAAUGCGUUUAGUGAUGAUCAGUACCAACGGCUCGACGGGCAAUCAACCUGAGAAGCUCGCUGCAUUGUGUGUGUUAGCUAAAAAAUAUGGUGCUCUUCUAUAUUUCUUGGAUUCACCUGGAUCACUGUUGAUAGAUACCUCCUUUCUCACUGAGCUCCUAUUUGAUGGGAAUAUUCUCUUAAUGCUACAUCCGUGCAGUGCAACGUUGUACGUACUGCUUGCUAACUCUUUUUGAGACAUUUUCUCGGCUUAUAAUAGGAAAUCACAGUUUUGACUCCACUAGCGUUAAUAACAGUGGAGCCACGACAUCCAACACCAGAAAGCCACAAGGCUAUUCUGGCCGUAUAAAGAAAUAAUCGGAGAAUGAUGGCGGGCGGAUUGCAACCGAUGUUGUUGGUACUUCUCACAUCAGUUCGCUGACGUGCCAUCUCUGACGUUCGUUGUUCAAGCCAAAUCAACUCUCUGUUAGUCAUGAGGAUGCGAUCAUAAGGGUACCUCCUAUAACGUAUCGAUAGUAUUCUACGAUACCAAAACAAGACAGUGUAUUGUAUUCAAAAAAGUAGCAAAUCUACUUCAAACACUCCAAAUAGUUGCUCCCUUUCUGAUACGUCCUUGAGGCGGAUUCUGUGGGUGACAGCAACGAAGACCUGAUCGGGAGCACCACUGCACGCCACUAACAGUGAUCAAGCGAUAACGCAUAAGCAGCGUUUGUUCAUCAUAUUUGUAUUUAACGUAUGCUCACACUGCAUUCGUUUGUGCAUCGCACGAGGGCGCUGUGUGAUUUCGUCGUUGAUUUUUGUGAUGUCAAUAGUCGAAAGGAAGAUGCCUUGGAUUUUCUUGUUGUUGUAGGCUAGCCCAACAAAUUAAGAAUGUCGCGUUCGACGCUUGUGACAUACCAUGCGUCAUCGAUUGCGUUGUACGUUGUUUCUUUACCGCUUUUCUCCUUCAUCUUCUGUAUCGGUUAUUCGCUAAUUUUCAACUUUACCGCUAGCACGCAAACGCACUGCAAGGUAGCAAAUCUUCUUCCAUCAAUUAGUGCAGCUAUCGGUAGUUUCUCUCCUCAGAAGUUCGUCUGGCGAACCGGAAUUGGUAUACACAGUGCGCCGCGUUUUGUGUUUGCCGUUAUGUAUCGAAGCUGGCACCGGACCAUUCUUCCCGUACAAUACCGCCUGCUAGCCGAUGUAGCGUUCAUCCUCGAAUUCAUUGAAGAUACAAGCCUGCUUGGCCUUACCAUGGUUUCGUCAUCAGAGAACUAUCCGGUUCAUGAGAAGUGUUUCAUCACAUUCCUUCUAACUAGUGUAGCAUACAUGUGUUUGUGUGCUUUCGUGCUACCUCGGCUCCAGCAGCACCGGCGGGGCAUGCAGCAUCGGCAGUCGUUGCUGGUCAAACGUCGGGCAUGCCUAACUACACUGGUCUGUUCUGCCAUCUGCGCAGCGACCUUCUAUAGGCAUAAUGCUUAUUGCGAGCCCUACAUGUACACAGUAUUCGCACUUGCUGAAUAUUUAAUUGUCCUGUCAAAUAUGGCGUUCCAUGCAACCGCCUACUACGACUUUGAUGGAGCCACCAUCGUCGUUGGGUCAGCAGGGGAAGGCGGUGACGAUGCUGUGCAGCUUCUUAAGCGGACCGCGUUCUCGUAGGCCAUCGUCGUUGGAA
This is a messenger RNA of Varroa destructor (honeybee mite), 2167 nucleotides long. RefSeq names its product acyltransferase PGAP2-like. Gene Ontology annotation, biological process: GPI anchor biosynthetic process. NCBI's taxonomy places the organism in Eukaryota, Metazoa, Arthropoda, Arachnida, Mesostigmata, Varroidae. The record is from RefSeq and is a predicted model, not a curated record. Gene Ontology annotation, cellular component: Golgi membrane; endoplasmic reticulum membrane.